Heterobilharzia americana is the source of this 951-nucleotide messenger RNA. The record is from the annotation of a GenBank genome assembly. NCBI's taxonomy places the organism in Eukaryota, Metazoa, Platyhelminthes, Trematoda, Strigeidida, Schistosomatidae.
AUGCGUGCCAUUGUUAGACAGGAGGAAUUGUAUGAAGCAUGCCUAUUUCAUGCUGUAGAUGUCAGUCGAAAGGAUAUAUUAAACGUCCAAAGACUGGUGAUGUUAUGUGCAAACAAUGCUUUUCCUGGUGUUUUGAAGAAGAAAUACAUUGGACAAUUCCAUUGGUGCUUCUGGGGCAAAGAUUCUACUGUAUUAGCUUACAUACUCAACUUACUGAAUAAAAGAUAUGACUAUGGAGCUGAACUACUCCUCUUAUCUAUUGAUGAAGGAAUAAGCGGGUAUAGGGAUGACUCGUUAAGGACUGUUCAACGAAAUCAGAUCCAGUAUGCCCUUCCGUUAAAAAUUCUCUCCUAUCAGGAUUUAUACGGAUGGUCAAUGGAUGAUAUUGUGAAGCAUAUCGGAAAUAAACGAAAUUGUACAUUCUGUGGAGUAUUUCGUCGUCAAGCUUUAGAUAAAGGUGCAUUACUUCUUGGUGCCAACAAAAUAUGUACAGGUCACAAUGCAGAUGACAUUGCUGAGACUGUAUUAAUGAAUAUUUUACGAGGUGACAUUGGUCGACUAAAAAGAUGUACAGCUAUAAUGACAGGUACAGACAGUGUACUUCCACGUUUUAAACCAUUCAAAUACGCCUAUGAAAAAGAGAUUGUAAUGUAUGCACAUAUGCAUAAGUUGGAUUAUUUUUCAACAGAAUGUAAAUACGCACCACAAGCUUACCGAGGUCAUGUGAGAGCGUUUAUCAAAGAUUUGGAGAGAAUAAGACCUAGGACUAUUAUAGAUAUUAUUGCGUCUGGUGAACGUAUGGCUAUUCGAAAUGAUGUGAAAAUGCCUAUAAAAAGCAAUUGUGAACAAUGUGGGUGUAUUUCUAGUCAACCUAUCUGUCAAGCUUGUCUUCUACUGGAGCAAUUGAAUUCAGGUUUACCACAAUUAACCAUAAAAGAUUCCAAACCUUAG